AUGUACAACGUUAUGCCGAAUGACAAUCUUUACGAGAUUGCCAGACCAUGCGAUUACUUUGACAUGAUGUGUGGCACUAGCACUGGAGGAUUUGUCUGUGCAACGCGGACUGCCAAUACUGAACCGGCCCUCUUACGGUCGUACCGCAGCGAUAAUGAGGAAGGCUGCCUCGCAACCAUCUGGGAGGCAGGCAGGGCAACUUCAGCAGCCCCAACCUUCUUCCCACCCAUCAAGUUUGGUAGUCCUCCGGCAGAAUAUGUUGAUGGAGCUAUCGGCCACAACAACCCCAUACAACUCCUGAUGCGUGAGGUCGAGAGCGUGUGGGGCUCAAGCGUACAGUUUGGAUGCGUCCUUAGCAUCGGCACUGGCGUCUCAGAGCCCAAGAGGCUUGGUUCCAAAGAUCACAAGGUUCUAAUAGCCUGCAAGACUCUAGCUACAAGCGCUGAGAAUAUUGCGCGUGAUUUCCAAAACGACCGGGGAGGAAAGCUACAACGGGAAGGCAAGUAUUUUCGAUUCAACGUGGCACGCGGGCUUCAGGGCAUCGGUUUGGAGGAGUGGCAAUUGUCUGACAAGAUGGAUGCCGCAACGAGGUCGUACUUGGAGGAUGUCAAGACAAACAUCAAGGCCUGCUGCGACCGCUUGAAGAAUUUGAACACAGACUUGGACAGCCCUGUAUCUCCUAUUACUGCCCCCUUCCAUCAUCUAGUGUCCACAAACAGCAUGAGCCAUGGGACCUUUGACAUUCCGCACAACUCUAGCCUCUACUUUACUGACCGCUCGUGCUCGAUGCAAGUCAUUGAGAAGCAAUUUCUCACGCGGCAUCCACAUCACCCCCAGGUGGUGGUCUUGAGCGGUUUGGGAGGCAUCGGCAAAGCGCACAUCGCUCUGCAUUAUUUUGAAUGCCACAGGAGCAGCUGUUCAAGCGCCAUUUUCGUCCAAUGCAACAGCGAACAGGAGGCUAUUGGUGCCUAUGUUCACUUCGCCGGCUUAGUAGUCGACGAAGACCUACGCGCUACACCCACCAGCAACUACGAUGAAGUUGCCAAGAGAUUAGGGUUCUCCGCGUUGCUUAUUGGACAUCAUAAUCAUCUACUGGAUGAAGCCCAUCGAAGGGUCGUCAAAGCUGUGGCGUCGAGAGGCUUGAGUUCGAGUCACCCCAAUCAGCAUCGCUCCUUCAGCAUCUCGGCUUCGUGCAUUGCAAGGAUGCUUGCAAGCAACUCUUCGAGCAUACAGACGAAAUGA
Molecule: messenger RNA, 1242 nt
Organism: Fusarium pseudograminearum CS3096
Lineage: Eukaryota; Fungi; Ascomycota; Sordariomycetes; Hypocreales; Nectriaceae
Exons: 2
Coding region: 1-1242 (413 amino acids)
Biological process (GO): arachidonate metabolic process
Cellular component (GO): membrane
Source: RefSeq, a predicted model, not a curated record